Lodderomyces jiufengensis is the source of this 630-nucleotide messenger RNA. RefSeq names its product tRNA 2'-phosphotransferase (gene TPT1). Bases 1 to 630 code for a protein of 209 amino acids. Gene Ontology annotation, biological process: tRNA splicing, via endonucleolytic cleavage and ligation. Lineage: Eukaryota; Fungi; Ascomycota; Pichiomycetes; Serinales; Debaryomycetaceae. The record is from RefSeq and is a predicted model, not a curated record. The transcript has a single exon. Gene Ontology annotation, molecular function: tRNA 2'-phosphotransferase activity.
AUGACAUUAGAUCCUAAGAAAAGAGAUGUACUUAUAUCAAAGUCAUUGUCAUAUUUGCUAAGACAUGGAGCAGAGAAAGAGAAAUUAAAUAUAAACAACCAAGGUUAUAUACCAAUUCCAGAUAUAUUAAAUCAUCAAAAAUUAAAAUCUUUUAAAACUACUAAAGAAGAUUUAUUCAGAAUAGUUGAAGAAAAUGAUAAAAAAAGAUUUACAAUAGAUUUGAGAAAUCAAUUGAUAUGUGCAAAUCAAGGUCAUUCAUUAGCUGUCGUUAAUAACGAAAAUCUAAUAAAAUUAUCGAAAGAAGAACUAUUAAAAUUAAAUAUAUAUCAUGGAACAUAUAAAAAAAAAAUAUCAUUAAUUAAAAGUUCAGGAGGGUUGAAAAAAAUGAAUAGAAAUCAUAUACAUUUCACAUGUGAUGAAUAUCAAUCAAUAUCAGGUAUUAGAAAAACAGCAAAUGUAUUGAUUUAUUUAAAUAUUGAAAAAUGUUUAGAUCAAGGUUUCGAAUUUUAUAAAAGUUUAAAUAAUGUUAUAUUAUCAUCUGGUGACUCUAAUGGAAUUAUUCAAUGGGAGUUUAUUUCAAAAAUUGUAGAUUUAAAUAAUGGAUCUGAAUUAGAUUUGGAUGCUAUAUAG